Lactuca virosa is the source of this 597-nucleotide messenger RNA. The record is from the annotation of a GenBank genome assembly. Lineage: Eukaryota; Viridiplantae; Streptophyta; Magnoliopsida; Asterales; Asteraceae.
AUGGAUGCACUUAUCAAAGAACUACAGUCUACUGCAAGGAAGCCUUCUCAAGCAAUUUAUGUUACUGUUAAAUCUCCUUCUGAGAGUGAUAGAGAUGAAUCAAAUGCCUCCCUGAUGCCAAAGAAGCGAACAUGGAGAGAACCAAGGCUGGGAGUGCUUAUUGUUGAGCUAGUACAACAAUCUGUUUCUAUAGUUGAACCAGCCCAGGUUCAAGAAGUUGGUCAAAGCCCAAUCAUUGAACCAGCCCAGGUUCAAGAAGAUGUUCAAGGUCCAAUCGCUGAAUCAGCCCAGUUUCAUCAAGACGUUCAGAGCCUCAAUUUUGUCGAUGAAUUUAAUUUCGUAGCAAAUGAGGAAACUUUUGCUUUAGGAAGUUAUUCUGCUCCACUACCUCCAGAGCACGAUGUAGUAUCUCUUAAGUUGGCCAAGCUUCUUGCCUUUCAAGAUUCCAUUCCUCAAUCAAAAGGGAAGGAAAUUUAUAUUUGCUUAGGGCAUGGCAUUGAUGAAGGCUCUGCACAAACUAUUUUUGAGCUUAAACAAGAGAUCGCAAAUUUGAAGCAGGAGUCCAUUAAAAAGGGAAGGAAAUGUGUUGUCUUCUAA